Messenger RNA from Oryza sativa Japonica Group (Japanese rice), 3756 nucleotides. RefSeq names its product putative pentatricopeptide repeat-containing protein At3g16890, mitochondrial. Gene Ontology annotation, molecular function: protein binding. NCBI's taxonomy places the organism in Eukaryota, Viridiplantae, Streptophyta, Magnoliopsida, Poales, Poaceae. The record is from RefSeq and is a predicted model, not a curated record.
GCCAGAGAGGCAGUAGUGAUUAGUGAACACCCAGACCAGAAAGGCGGCGAUUUUUGUUGGAUGCAAACCGCAAAUGAGGAGCAUCCAUCACCCCAAUCUCCUCCUCCUCCGCCGCCGCCGCUGCCGCCGCCUCUCCGGCGCAAAUCGCCGCCCCGAAACCCCACCGAGAUCCAGCCUCUCCACCAAAUCCGCCGCGAACCCACCGGACCCCGCCGACCCUGCCCGCGCCGCCUCGAUCUUGGCCGAGGAUGACUGGUUCCCCCGUCUCAACGCCGAGUUCGCCGCCGCGCUCCCCCGCCUCGGCCCCCGCUUCGUCGUCCGCGCGCUUCGUGCGGCGGCGGAGAGGGAGGGGUUGGGGGAGCCGCUGCUCUGCGUGCGGCUCUACGUGUGGGCGUCGCGGUUCGGCGCCCACUUCGCGCGCGACGGCGGCGUGCGGCGGGCGCUCGUGGGCGCGCUGUGGCGGCGCGGGCCGGUGGUGCUGUCGGGGAGGCUGGUGGCGGAGGUGAGGGGUUGCGGGUGCGAGGUGUCGGAGGAGCUGGUGUGCGCGCUGGUGGAGAGCUGGGGCAGGCUGGGGCUCGCACGCUACGCGCACGAGGUGUUCGUGCAAAUGCCGCGGCUGGGUCUGAGGCCCAGCACGGCGGUGUACAACGCGCUGAUCGCGGCGUCGGUGAGGGCGGGGGCCGUCGACACCGCGUACCUCAGGUUCCAGCAGAUGCCCGCCGACGGGUGCCGGCCCGACCACUUCACGUACAACUCGCUCGUCCACGGCGUGUGCCGGCGCGGGAUCGUCGAUGAGGCGGUCCGGCUGGUGAGGCAGAUGGAGGGGGAGGGGAUCAGGCCGAACGUGUUCACGUACACCAUGCUGGUGGACGGGUUCUGCAAUGCCGGCAGGGUGGAGGAGGCGUUCCGUAUGCUGGACAAGAUGAAGGAGAAGGGCGUGGCGCCGAGCGAGGCCACUUACAGGACACUGGUUCAUGGCGUGUUUCGCUGCUUGGAGAGAGACAAGGCAUACAGGAUGUUGAGUGAUUGGCUAGGCCAUGAGACGUCCCUUCACCCGAGCGCAUGCCACACGAUGCUGUAUUGCCUGUCGAAGAAGGACAUGGCCAAAGAGGCAGUUGAGUUUGAGAAGAGGAUGAGUGCUAGGGGUUAUCUCCUUGACAGCACAGCAUUUGGCAUUGUCAUGUCUUGUGCUCUGAAAUGCCUGGAGGUGAGUGAUCUAUGUGAGUUACUAGAUUCUUUCAUUAAGAAUGGCGGGAAUCCAGGAUUUGAUGUAUAUAUUAUGGUAAUCAAAUCCUUGCUGAACUGCAAGAAUUUUUCGAAGGCAAACCACUAUUUGGGGCACAUGGUUUUAAAGGGACUCUUGUCUAGUGUGAUGUCUUACAACAUGGUGAUAGAUUGCUUCGUGAAGGCCGGGGCAGUUGAUAAAGCAGAGGAGAUUGUCAAGGAGAUGCAAGACAAAGGUUUCUUGCCUAACCUUGUCACCUUUAACACACUAAUAAGUGGAUAUUCAAAAUUAGGGAAUGUACAUAAUGCAAAGGUUGUUCUUAAGAUGCUUAUGGAACAUGGUUUCAUGCCAGAUAUCAUUACAUUUACCUCUCUUAUUGAUGGCCUGUGCAAUACCCAUCAACUGGAUGAUGCUUUUGUUUGCUUUGAAGAGAUGGCAGAGUGGGGUGUUAGACCAAAUGCUCAGACUUACAAUGUAUUAAUGCACACACUUUGUUCAGCAGGGCAUGUUAACAAGGCUAUUGAUCUUCUUAAUAAAAUGAAAAUAGAUGGCGUUACUCCUGAUGCAUAUUCCUUCAAUGCCCUCAUCUUGAGUUUUUGCCGGAUGAGGAAGGUAGAUAAAGCUGAAGAUAUUUUCAAUGACAUGGUGAGAUUUGGUGUGGUUCCAGACAGUUACACAUACAAUUCCCUGAUAAAAGCUCUAUGUGAUGAAAGGAGAGUCAAUAAGGCCAAAGAAAUUCUAUUUGCAAGGGAGCGCAGUGGCUGCAGCACGAGCAAUAAUCAAUCAUAUUGGCCAAUUGUUGCUGCACUUGCAAAAAUGGGUCAAUUCAGUGAGGCAGGAGAGUUAAUGGAUAAAUACCUCAGUAGAAAUGCUCAGUCGAGUUGUGGCUCUAAUCAGAGCAUAGAGUCUGAAGUUGCUGUUCAAGUUGUCAAUGCGUGAAGUGUGAUCUAUUGACUGCAUGCUAAUUUACACAUGAAUGAUGCCCUAUCCUCAGUGAAAGGUGCAAAACAGCCUCAUCUUUGCUUAAGAUGAAGGAUUUGUACCUUCCAACGCCAUAGAGAUAUUAAGCUCUAUGGCAUCGAUGGAAUUUCAAAAAUUAUAUGGAUUUAAGCUUUCUACUCAGGAAACAAUUGCAGAACAAAUCGGUGCAUUCCUUUUAACACUUUCACAUGUUCUGGUAACUUUGGUGCAUCAUAGGCUUCAUAAAAAGUUCACUAUUUUUGAUCUUGUGAAUACUGCUAAAGACAAGACAUAAGCUAAGAAAAACUUAACUGCAUUUGUAAUUUUCCUUGUAUUUGAUUAGCUGUGAAGCAUCAUCAUACAAAUUGAAAGCGAAAACAUUCAAAAAGAUUUUGGUUUAAAAUAAUUGUGAACAGAAAAUAGUCACUGGAAAAAAUCAGUGUAUCACGAUCAGUAGUCUACCAACAUGCCCCCACUAAAGAUGUAACACCAACUAAGCAUUCCAAUGAACUUUGAGAACUUGCUCACAGAAUUUGGCUGGGAAGGAAACAAUGAUGCUUUUAUACUCACAUGGACUGGAAAAGCAGCAGGGAUUUCAGCUUGAUAUUGCUCUUUUGUACAUUCUGACAUUGUAGGUUCGAUAGGGCAGUUGGCUUAUGAACGGUAUACGUGCAAUGCUUUUCUCUUGGGAAACAAAUACCAUACAGAAACAAAAAGCUGAGUGGUUCCUCCCUUGCUGAGGACCAGUGGUUCUUGGCUGUUUCAAAGCUCACUGUCAAGUUAGAGAUUAUCAGUGCUCUAAUCCCUUCACACUAGUUCCAAAGUCCAAACCUAAAGGAAUUUCCUUUCAUGUUAAUGAUCACAUGAAGUAAAGAGCUGCCUCCUCCUGAUAUUGAGUUCUCUAUUAUAAAUUUUAGAUUUCUGUGUUCUGGAGGUGAAGAACACUGAUCCACACAUGCGCGUACAUUUGUUGCUGCUGUUUAUAUGUAAACAUCUAGCAACAUUAUCGGUGGAGUGAUUAUUUCGCAUCAUGGUGAUGUGGCUAACCGGCUACAGUGUUGUAGAUUUGAGAUAUGCUAAAAGUUACUUGUGCCAACUGCCAAGAACAAAGUGACAUCUGGAGAGAGAGAGAGAGAAAUAUUUGCCAGCUAUAUAUUUUUUGAAUUGAGAUUGAAAGAACAGUGACAAUUAGAGCUGCAUAUCGUCAGCUUGUUGAAUGUUUUUUUUUUAACUUGUUGAAUGUAUGUUUAAUUUGCCAUAUCCUGUUAGUUAUGCACCGUCCAUGUAUGGGUACCAAACCAAUUGAAGGUCACGUGAGAUCUCGUCUUUGUUAAGAUGAAGUAUUUUUACCUUGCCGACGCCUACGAGAUAUUAAAACUCAGUAUCAUGGAUUGAAUUUCAAAAUGAUAUGGAUUAGCUUUCCCCUCUGCAAAUCAAUUGGUAAAUUCCUUUGAACACUUUCACAUGUUCUGGUAAUUUUGCGUGAAUCACAGACUUAGUAAAAAGGUCACUGUUUUGAUGUUGUGAAUACCGGCAAAGACAAGCCAUAAGCUAAGAAAAAGUUGAGUGUA